AGUCUGGAGCGGCACUGGCGCAGAGUGGCUCCAUCGGCAGCGCUGGAAUUCUCUGUAUCCCUCCCUCGGAGCAUCCUCGCCCAGAAAAGGAAAAAAAAGGGCUUUCCUCCCUUUUGGUGGCGCCCGGCAGAGCCUCGGGGGAGGGGGAUGCUGGGAUCGGCCGGGACGCUGGGAAGCGCCGCUGGAUGCUGAUCGGGAAUCUCUGGAUGCAGCAUGGCCCAGGGCAGGAGGCACGCGUCCGGCCGGGCCUCCAGCACGCCCAGGAUGAGCUCUGACGGCGGCAGCAAGCCCCUCAAGGUGGGCUCCCGCGUGGAGGUCAUCGGCAAGGGCCACCGCGGCACCGUGGCCUACGUGGGGGCCACCCUGUUCGCCACCGGCAAAUGGGUCGGGGUCAUCCUGGACGAGGCCAAGGGCAAGAACGAUGGCACGGUGCAGGGAAGGAAAUAUUUCACCUGCGAGGAGAACCACGGCAUCUUCGUGAGGCAGUCCCAGAUCCAGGUGUUUGAGGAUGGAGCAGACACAACAUCCCCAGAAACUCCAGAAUCUGCUGCCAUGAAGGUCCCCAAGAGAGAUUCCCUGGAUGCCACCAAGGCCAGCAAACUGCGCGGAGCCAAGCCCAAAAAGAGCACCGCCCGCCGGCCCAAGCCCACCCGGACCCCCACGUCAUCGGCGUCCGGCGGCACGGCCGGGCCCUCGGGCUCGGCCUCGGCGUCCGGCGNGUGGAGGCCCUUCUCCCAAGAGGAGGAGAAUCUCCGUGCUCAGGUCAGGGACCUGGAGGAGAAGCUGGAGACGCUGAAAAUCAAGCGGAAUGAGGACAAGGCCAAGCUCAAGGAGCUGGAGAAGUACAAGAUCCAGCUGGAGCAGGUGCAGGAAUGGAAGAGCAAGAUGCAGGAGCAGCAGGCUGACCUCCAGAAGCGCCUGAAGGAGGCCAAGAAGGAAGCCAAGGAUGCCCUGGAAGCCAAGGAAAGGUACAUGGAGGAGAUGGCGGACACGGCCGACGCCAUCGAGAUGGCCACGCUGGACAAGGAGAUGGCCGAGGAGCGCGCAGAGUCCCUGCAGCAGGAGGUGGAUUCCCUCAAGGAGAAGGUGGAAUACCUCACCAUGGACCUGGAGAUCCUCAAGCACGAGAUCGAGGAGAAAGGCUCUGACGGAGCAGCCUCCAGCUACCAGGUCAAACAGCUGGAGGAGCAGAAUGCCAGGCUCAAGGAGGCUCUUGUCAGGAUGCGGGAUUUGUCGGCCUCGGAGAAGCAGGAGCACGUGAAGCUGCAGAAGCAGAUGGAGAAGAAGAACACGGAGCUGGAGUCGCUGCGGCAGCAGCGGGAGAAGCUGCAGGAGGAGGUGAAGCAGGCGGAGAAGACGGUGGAUGAGCUCAAGGAGCAGGUGGAUGCAGCGCUGGGUGCUGAGGAGAUGGUGGAGACUCUGACAGAGAGAAACCUGGAUCUGGAGGAGAAGGUCCGGGAGCUGCGUGAGACCGUCGGGGACCUGGAAGCCAUGAACGAGAUGAACGACGAGCUGCAGGAGAACGCGCGGGAGACGGAGCUGGAGCUGCGCGAGCAGCUGGACAUGGCCACGGCGCGCGUGCGCGAGGCCGAGAAGCGCGUGGAGGCCGCCCAGGAGACCGUGGCCGACUACCAGCAGACCAUCAAAAAGUACCGGGAGCUCACGGCUCACCUGCAGGACGUGAACCGGGAGCUGAUGAGCCAGCAGGAAGCGUCUGCCGAGAAGCAGCAGCAGCCGCCCCCCGAAAUGUUCGACUUCAAGAUCAAAUUUGCAGAGACGAAAGCCCACGCCAAGGCCAUCGAGAUGGAGCUGCGGCAGAUGGAAGUGCAGCAGGCCAACCGGCACGUGUCCCUCCUCACCUCCUUCAUGCCCGACAGCUUCCUGCGGCACGGCGGCGACCACGACUGCGUCCUGGUGCUGCUGCUCAUCCCACGCCUCAUCUGCAAGGCCGAGCUGAUCAGCAAACAGGCUCAGGAGAGGUUCGAGCUGAGCGAGAGCUGCGCCGAGCGGGCGGGGCUGCGAGGAGCCCCGGGCGAGCAGCUCAGCUUCGCCGCUGGCCUCGUCUACUCCCUGAGCCUGCUCCAGGCCACGCUCCACAAAUACGAGCAGGCCCUGAACCGCUGCAGCGUGGAGGUGUACAAGAAGGUGGGGACCCUGUACCCCGAGAUGAGCGUCCACGAGCGCUCCCUGGACUUCCUGAUCGAGCUGCUCCACAAGGACCAGCUGGACGAGACCGUCAACGUGGAGCCGCUCACCAAAGCCAUCAAGUACUACCAGCACCUGUACAGCAUCCACCUGGCCGACCAGGCUGAGGACUGCACCCUGCAGCUGGCUGACCACAUCAAGUUCACCCAGAGUGCCUUGGACUGCAUGGGGGUGGAGGUGUGCCGGCUGCGGGCCUUCCUCCAGGCCGGGCAGGAGGCGGCAGACCUGGCCAUCCUGCUCAAGGACCUGGAGACGUCCUGCAGCGACAUCCGCCAGUUCUGCAAGAAGAUCCGGCGCCGCAUGCCGGGCACGGACGCGCCGGGAAUCCCCGCGGCCCUGGGCUUCGGGCCGCAGGUGUCGGACACGCUGCAGGAGUGCCGGAAGCACCUGACCUGGGUGGUGGCCGUGCUGCAGGAGGUGGCGGCGGCCGGGGCGCAGCUGAUCGCGCCGCUGGCCGAGAACGAGGGGCUGCCAGCACCGCGCCUCGAGGAGCUGGCCUUCAAAGUCAGCGAGCAGAUUUACGGCUCCCAGGGCAUCAAUCCCUACGAGUGCCUGCGCCAGUCCUGCAGCAUCCUCAUGGCCACCAUGAACAAGAUGGCCACGGCCAUGCAGGAGGGCGAGUACGACGCCGACCGCCCGCAGAGCAAGCCCACGCCGCCGGCGGAGCUCCGGGCGGCCGCGCUCCGGGCGGAGAUCACGGAUGCCGAGGGGCUGGGGCUGAAGCUGGAGGACAGGGAGACGGUCAUUAAGGAGCUGAAGAAGUCCCUCAAGAUCAAGGGCGAGGAGCUCAGCGAGGCCAACGUGCGGCUCAGCCUCCUGGAGAAGAAGCUGGACAGCGCCUCCAAGGAUGCGGAUGACCGCGUGGAGAAGAUCCAGACCAAGCUGGACGAGACCCAGACGCUGCUCAAAAAGAAGGAGAAGGAGUUUGAGGAGACCAUGGACGCUCUCCAGGCUGACAUCGACCAGCUGGAGUCGGAGAAGGUGGAGCUGAAGCAGCGCCUGAACAACCAGUCCAAGCGGACGAUCGAGGGGCUGCGGGGGUCCCCGGCCUCGGGCGUGGCCUCCAUCGUGUCCGGCAUCGCCGGAGGUGUCGGUGCCGGGCAGGUGCCGGGAGGCGGCUCCGGGCCGGUCCAGGUGAAGGACUCACCCCUCCUGCUGCAGCAGAUCGACGCCCUGCAGCUGUCCCUGAAACACCUCAAGAACGAGAACAACCUGCUCAAGGUCAGGGGGAGUGUGGGAUGGGAUCCGUGUGGGAUCCGUGAGAACGAUGUGGGCACCAAGAAGAAGAAGAAAAAGAAGAAGCAGCAGGAGGAGUCGGAGCCCGAGGAGAACGGGGUGGAGGAGGAGGAGGAGGAGGAGGAGGAGGAGGAAGAGCCACUGCCCAAGAAGAAAAGGAAAAUCACGCCGUGUCCCCACCCCUGGCUGUGCCCCGACCCCCAAUAA
Messenger RNA from Cyanistes caeruleus (blue tit), 3648 nucleotides. The record is from RefSeq and is a predicted model, not a curated record. Lineage: Eukaryota; Metazoa; Chordata; Aves; Passeriformes; Paridae.